AUGACACACGCCGGUUCUCACGGUGCCCAUGGCUCUGAAGCAGCUUCCUGGCCAUCGUGGCUAUCUCUCUGCUGCGCACCGCUGGUCUCCUCAGAGGACAGGAGGCCGCGUCGUAUCGAUGAGAAGCGUUCAUAUCCAGUAAUAUACGACCAACCAAUUCACCAUCCCCAGCCUGUUGCAAUGCUGGAGCAUCGUAAAAUGUCGGAGAGGUCUACGAGAGACAGUGUCUCGUCGAAGAGAAGGAGAUUCUGGUCACUCUCUUCAAGUUCGCGCCGGCCGCUCAUUUCAGCCCCUUCAGACUUUCGCCAUGUAUCAACUGCCGCCGACCCAUUUCUUGAUUAUCCUGAACCUACGCCGUCGAGAGCCUCGAAUCUUCGGCCUGCGAAACAGUUACCUCAUCGUCCUUACCGCCCGCUCGAGUUGAGCAUCUAUCAGCCCGACAAUGGUGUAUCUCCUAUCAUGGCUCACUUUGAACCAAGGCCUGCGAAUCCGGCGCCCUCAUCAGACUAUUCUGAGUGUGUGUCAGAUUUGUCAGAUAGCCAACCCGAAGAAGUAAAACCUUCUUUGGAGUACCAGAAGAGCUUCUCAGAUUCUCCCAUGUCAUUUCACUUUCCACGCCGCCAAGCGCUGGGGAGUGCUCCCAGUUCCUCUCAUGGAGAAGAUGAGAUCCCGCCCUUAAUUCCCCCCAAGUCACGGGGUCGUCCUCGUGCGUAUAGCUCACCAGAUGUGGAAAAGGUCAAGGAACGAGUCGCGAGUGCUAUGCUAGAGGUUGAAAAGCUCCAGAAGCAGAUUGACGAUGUCAUCGAGAGACAGAGUCUUUAUGUUCCCAGUCGACCACCAACUCCCUACUCGGUCGCCCGAACCAUGCCCGACCUGGAGCCCAUGCCGUCAAUUCCGGCUCUGCCCCCAGCUGCUCCCUCUUUUGCCCAGCGACUCAACUCCGAUAUCAUUGAAAGGCCACACACAGCACCCAUCAGGCCUCCUCGUACGCUUGUGAGAACUCCCAUCACACCACCUCGCAGAUCCCGAACUCCUGGUGAGCAAAGGUCACCUUCUACCCCUCCUUCUCGCCCAAGGCGAGAUGAUAUGCCCCCACCGCCACCUCUACCUUUAGUACUUCGACCUCCUCUGAGGAAGAAGAAGUCUUUUUCCCGGGUGUCGAGCUGGCUCUUCCCCGGGUCACAGCACAACCGUAAUAUGAGUUUCGACUCUGUCACCAACGCUCCUCGUCCUAUCAGGGGCAACCGAGGAUUUUACCAAGUUUCGCUGGGCGGAGCGUCAGAACAUCGGCAGAGCACAGAGUCAAUCGAUACGGUCAGCACUUGGGAAUCGGAUGCAGAAAAUCGUACAGUCCCGACAACAUGCUCUGUGGGUAGCACAGCCGCUGUGUCACAGGAUGAGCCCCUCAUCUCACGGUUCGCCACUUCAACGUUUGGCAGAAAUGAUAUCCGACCUCAAAGGAGGAGUGUCGGUGUUGCAAUGUGA
Fusarium proliferatum ET1 is the source of this 1485-nucleotide messenger RNA. RefSeq lists its product as uncharacterized. NCBI's taxonomy places the organism in Eukaryota, Fungi, Ascomycota, Sordariomycetes, Hypocreales, Nectriaceae. Bases 1 to 1485 code for a protein of 494 amino acids. The record is from RefSeq and is a predicted model, not a curated record. The transcript has 3 exons.